This is a messenger RNA of Ruditapes philippinarum (Manila clam), 1065 nucleotides long. RefSeq lists its product as uncharacterized. Lineage: Eukaryota; Metazoa; Mollusca; Bivalvia; Venerida; Veneridae. Gene Ontology annotation, molecular function: zinc ion binding. Bases 1 to 1065 code for a protein of 354 amino acids. The record is from RefSeq and is a predicted model, not a curated record. The transcript has a single exon.
AUGUUGAUGCCACAGGUGAAACAAAUUAAAAGAAUUAAUAAAGAUUUCACAGAUAUCUGUGAAAAACACAAAGACUGUGUUUUGGAAUAUUAUUGCCAUUCCCAUGAUGUAGUUGGAUGUCUAAAAUGCAAAAAAGCUGAACAUAGAAACUGCAAGGAAAUUGACUUAAUUUCGGAGGUAGCCUCGUCAUUUUCAUCAAGUGAAGAACUAAACGAGCUCCAAACAACCUUAAAGAAAUUAUUGAAGUGUAACAAUGAUUUUAAAAAUGAUAUAAACCGCAAAACGAAAGAUGUUAGAAUUCAAGCUAAACGAGCGAAAUCCGUGGUAAAGAGAUUACGUACAGAUAUAGACGAAAUGUUUGACACUUUUGAAAAGAAAAUAAACCGGUCAAUUGAUGAUAUAAUAAGCAUGGAUGAGACAAAAUUGCUUAAUAUUGAAACACGUGUGGAGAAUAUAUCAAAAGACCUCAAUGAGAAUAUUUUGAAAAUCAGUAACUAUAAGACUAAAGGUAAUAUGCGACAGUUAUUUGUAACAGCAAAACGUGCCAAACAAUCAGUAAAAAUUGUGUCUAUAAGUCUUGAAAGCUUUGGGGAGGAAAGCGAUAUCCAAAGAUAUCAAUUUGUACCUGAGCCAAGCAUUGUCGAAAUGCUUCAAAAUUUGACAGAAAUUGGCAGACUCGAUAUCAUGAAUAAGUGUGCAAAAGUUCCAAAGUUUGAGAAAGAUAUCAAUGUCAGAUUUCCGUGUGAUGACAAAGAAUGUGUGAUAACUGGUGUAGAAAUAAUGUCAGAAUCUAUAAUUAUUGCCGCCGACCAUACGAACGAAUCUGUGAAAGUCGUUGACACUGUGAAUAAUUAUUUGGCAUCCGUCCAUAAGCUGGAUGGUUCAGGUGCGUUAAUAAAGCCAUUUGAUCUGGUCAAAACAGAAGCAACUCAGAUUGCUGUGACCUAUCCUUAUAGAAGGAAAAUCCAUCUCUUAGAAUUAUCUGACUCUUGCAGUUUAAAGGUGAAAAAGGAGAUGGAUAUGAAAAAUGAAUGUUUUGGUAUUGAUCGAAUAAAUGAUAAUUAA